AUGCAAUGGCAAGAAGAGGAGGAUGGAAAGAAGUAACCAAAGAUGAAGCGUUUGAGAAGGCAAACUUCAUCUGGAAACCUACCAAUUUUAAUUACAGACUAGUAGUAAAUCAUCUUGAAAACAUUCGAGGAAUCUGCACUAAAACUGGGCUCGUUUGACACUGGUUAUAGUGUAUUUGACUCCACUCCAACUUCAUUCGUUGUAUCCUCUCAGCUUGAUACUUAUGAAUAUCAUUAGUUUGUUCAGCGAUAUAAUGACUUAUCAAAAUGCGAAGGAUAAUAAUGCAUAAAAGAAAGAACUCCUUAAAAGCAUUGCACAGAAAACUAUUGGCUGAUCAAACCUGCAAAUCUUAACUAGGGUAGAGGUAUCGAAAUAUUCAAUAGUCUCUAAGAGAUUUAAAAAUUCCUAAGCUCAAGAACAAUCUAUUCAUACUGGGUCAUUCAGAAAUACAUAGAAAAACCCUUGCUGUUUAAGGGAAGGAAAUUCGAUAUCAGAGUCUGGGCAGUUGCUACUCAUAAAAAUGAAUUUUACUUCUAUAAGAAUGGAUACCUGCGCACAAGUUCAGAUUCCUAUUCACUAGAUAACGAGAAUAACUUUGUCCAUCUGACUAAUAAUUGUCUUCAAAAAUUCGGAGAUAACUAUGGAAAACAUGAAGAUGGAAAUACAAUUGGCUUUGAGGCGUUUCAAGAAUAUUUGGACGAAGAAUUCCCACAGUAUAAGCUGAAUGUAGAGGAGCAUUUCUUACAAAGGAUAAAGGAUUUGAUGCUGGAUGUAUAUUUGUCAGUUAGAAAAACUAUAAAUCCCCAUAAUAGGAAAAACAGCUUUGAAUUUUUUGGAUUUGACUUCCUUAUUGAUGAAGAUUUUAGAGUCUGGCUUAUUGAAGUCAACACUAAUCCAUAUUUAGGUGUGCCUAAUGAUUAUAUUAAGGUUCUACUUCCAAAUAUGAUAUAUGACUUGCUCAACAUUGUUCUAGAUCCGGUAUUCAAGCCAAGUGACCCUGAUAUUAAGGCAACAAAUAAAUUUGAACUCCUCUAUGGUCGUAACCAAAAAGUAAACUUAAGAAGGAAGAUUGAUGAGGGUCUUUAUCCAAUAAAAGAACUUGCUUAAGAAAGAACACAGCGUAAAAAAAAGCCAAAGCUUAUAUUUAGAAAGAAAAGCCCUAAUCGCGUGAGUUUGAUAAAUUUGAAAGAGCAUUAAUUAUAAAACUUGGAUGAACCAAGUGAACAAAUAAAGUAUAUUAGAUCCUCUAGGGCUUAUUUAAGCACUGUUUAAGAUGAACCCCAAAACCGAAAAACUUUUAUAAAAGAUAUCAAAAUAAUAAGUCCUUAAGUCCACAAGAAUAAGACAGUGUUUGGCGCACUAUCUCCCAAGCUAAACAAUUACAACUAAAAUGCUAAAGGUUUAAGAAACUAACAGCAAGUGAAUAAAUCCUCAAAAAAUCUCCUGAAUAUCAGCUUGAAGCAUUAAACGGUAGUUGAUCAAUAGUCUGACUAGGAUGAAAAGAUUUACGAGGAUUAGGAGUAUCAGACUAAUAGAUAACCUCAAAAGACAAUCCUUGAGGCUGUUGAGAAAGAUGUAAUAGGCAUCAUAAAUAGGAUCGUAGGAACAUUCCAAAACUGGGAGUUAUUCAGUGACAAGCAGUUAAAAGAUGCAGGUUCAGCCUUGUAGACUUUAGCUUAAAAUUACCAUUUCUCAUGUUUCUCAGAUGAAGAUGUACUUAAUAAAUUAAUGAAACUACUUGCUUCAAGUAGCAUUCCUGUUCAAACUAAAAUCUCAAUUGUAAUAUUCCUAUAUUUGAUGAACCAUUAAUUAGACUCAAAGUAUCUUGUAGAUGCUGAAAAAUAUUUAGUUCAAGAAAUUUUUAGUCUAGGUGUUCUUUCCAGCUUCUCAAAAUCUUAAAAGCAUUGUAGACAUUGCUUUAGAGAGCGAGAAACUAAGGAUAAUGAAAAAUUGAGAUAAAGGGCAAUAGAUAUAGGAGUCCUUUCAUUAUUAGCAUAUCUGUAUAUUAGGUCGCACAAUGAGGAACUUCAAUAGCUCAUCAAUAAGCUUGCUAUAUCAUAAUUAGACGACUCUGACUUUUAAUAUUACUUCUCUAAACCCAGACUUAUCCAGUAGUGUGACUAUAAUAUUGAUAUUUAAUACAAUGGAGUAAUAGAAGAAUUUAUGAAAGAUCAGUGUAAUCAAAUGCAAACACAAAGGAAUCAGCAGAUGUUAGAAGAAAAUACCAAGAGAUAGAUGUUUUAGCAGGAAUAACAAAAAAAGAAAGAACAAUAAGAGAAGGAUGCUGAAGAAAAAAGAAGAAAAGCAGAGGAAUCCUUUCAAAAAAGAAUGGACGAGAAGAGGAAAAUGCAAUUAGAAUAGAUGCGAAAAGAGAUGACUGAAAGAGAGAAAUUCUUAAGAGAUGAAGAGGAAAGAAAGUAGCAAAUGGUAGACCAUCUUCGCAAAAAAGAGGAAGCCCGUAAACAAAAGCAAAUGGAAUAACUGAAAAAGAAGUACGAGGAAGAGUCAAAGAAGACUGAGGAAAUGGAGAAAAAGCGUAUUGAAAAGGAGGAGGAAAGAAAGAGGGCUAUAUAAGAGUGGCAUUUGAAUAAGCUCAAGCAGAGUUAAGAUCAAAGACUCACAGUCAACAAUCUCAUGAGAAAAGGCAUGCUCAACACCUAGAGAAGGCUAGACUAAAUCAGGCUGGAAAAUAGUAAGAUUAUAAGUCUGGAUUAAUCAACAAUUGAAUCCUCCAAUCUAAUGUCAAUCGACAGAAUGAAUGAAUUAGAAUUGCCAUAAUCUCUCAUUGAAAAUAAAAGAUUUGCAAACAUUAGCAAAAUGUCAAUGACCGGAACUAUAACUCCACAAAGGAAUUUACAAAUCAAAGUUCCUGAAAGAGACAAUACUUCUGCCAAUAAAGUUUAGAACAUAAAAAAUAAUUCCUCAUCAAUAAUGGUUGAGAUGAAUGAUGACCCACUUAUCGAUAAGCUCAAAGCAUCAAGUUCUGUAAAAGAUUUCAAGUCAAAGAAAGCUUCUCAUUCUAUAAAUGUCACCUUCAAUAAACAAAUUGGCUCUGGUAAACCUCUAUAAAUUCUACCCUCACUUGGAGCUGCAUAUUCCAAUGAAGCAAGUGUCAUGAAUGAUCAUGAUAUAAGAUUAUUCAAUAUUUAUGGUCAUCCAAAGACCUAAAAAGGCAUCCUUAAUAAUAAAAGAGCAUCUAGAUAUAAAAAUAGUCCAACUAUCAAACCACAGAUUGACAAAAAGAAUGAAUUUAUCAAGUAGUUAUUGUAGCAAUAGUAGCUUGCAAAUAGGCAGAUAGACUUACAUAUGAUUUAGCUAGACAAUCAUUAUCACUUUAACAUCCAGGAUUAGAGUUUUCUUAAUAGUACAUCAUCAAUAGAUAAUAGAAGAUCCUAAAACAUAGUAAAUAUCAAUAUGAAUGCUCCACAUGAUUGA
Molecule: messenger RNA, 3435 nt
Organism: Stylonychia lemnae
Lineage: Eukaryota; Ciliophora; Spirotrichea; Sporadotrichida; Oxytrichidae
Source: the annotation of a GenBank genome assembly